Molecule: messenger RNA, 1560 nt
Organism: Haemonchus placei
Lineage: Eukaryota; Metazoa; Nematoda; Chromadorea; Rhabditida; Trichostrongylidae
Source: the annotation of a GenBank genome assembly
AUGAAGCCGGAGUAUUCAGCCAACAACCCGAGUAACCUUACUGCUCACGGUGAUCGAAUAGGGAUAUACGCCCAAAAUCGUGCUGAAUGGUUGGUCACUGCUUUGGGUUGUGUCCAACAGUCGAUUAUCAUCGUCCCACUCUACGAUACUCUAGGAGCAGAUGCGGCAUCGUUCGUCGUUUCCCAGGCGGAAAUCAAUGUGGUUGUGGUUGAUUCACAGCUCAAAGCUCAAAACCUGGCAUCAAAGAAGGAACUGAUGCCGACGUUGAGGGACAUCGUGAUGAUGGAUCGAGAUGGAGUCACAGAGGAAUUCAUCGAAGAGAUGAGAGCCGCGGGAAUCAGAGUCACCUUCAUGAAGGAACUAAUGGAACGUGGAUCUCAGAAUCCUAAACCAAGACACCUACCCACAGAAGAUGAUAUUUACAUUAUCUGCUACACAUCUGGGACCACCGGCACACCGAAAGGUGUUAUCAUUACACAUCGAAAUAUCGUGGCAAACAUCAGUGGAUGGUUAUUCGUUAUUGAAAAGUUUCUACCGAAAAUUAUGAACCCUGAACUGCUCGUGAUCUCCUAUCUUCCACUUUCCCAUAUGAUGGAACAAUUAUCACACUGGACAUUACUUACGAUCGGCGCCAGGAUAGGCUACUUUAGUGGAAGCAUACCGCGACUACUAGAAGACAUAAACAUACUCAAACCGACGGCAUUCCCAGUGGUUCCUCGGUUACUCAACAGAUUCUACGAUGCCAUACAGAGCAAAGUUCAAAAAAGUGGUCUCAUCUCUCGGAUGGUUUAUAAUCUGGCUUAUUCACAAAAACUUGCCCUUCUGAAAAAGGGUAUCACAACGAAGGAUAGCAUUUGGGAUAAAUUGGUCUUCCACAAGGUUCAGGCCCAAAUUGGUGGCCGAGUCACCACGAUGGCCACUGGUUCAGCCCCCAUUUCCGCUGAGGUACUGGAGACAUGUCGUAUAGCAAUGGGUGUCACUAUUAUAGAAGGUUACGGUCAGACCGAAUGCACAGCUAUGGCCACUAUGACAUGGCCUGGAGAUUGGACGGGAGGUCAUUGCGGUGGUGUGGCCCCAUGCUGCAAUAUCAAACUCAUAGAUGUACCAGAUCUCAACUACUAUGCUAAAGAUGGAAAAGGAGAAAUCAUGAUACGAGGACCUAGCGUUACGAAGGGUUACUACAAAGACCCAGAAAAAACAGCAGAACUUUUUGAUGAACAAGGAUUUCUACACACAGGUGACAUCGGAGAAAUGUUGCCUAACGGAACCUUGCGAAUAAUCGAUCGCAAAAAACACAUUUUCAAAUUGGCACAGGGAGAGUAUGUUGCACCCGAGAAAAUCGAAAACGUCUACAUUCGAAGCCCCGUAUUGCAGCAGAUAUUCGUCGAUGGCAAUAGCUUAGAACGAUAUCUGGUUGCCAUAGUCGUCCCUGAACCAAAAGUUAUGGAAGAAUGGAAUAAACAGCACGGAGUACCGGGUCGAACACUCGAGGAGAUCUGCUCAGAUCAAAAAGUAUGCCUAAUUAUUUUUAUUAUAGCUCAAUUCUUAUGGCAUUCUUAA